AUGUCGUGCUGUGAUGUAAAUCAACUCGGGGGAGGCCUUCAUUCGCUGCAGCUAAACUCGGCUAACAGCUCGUCAGGAGGCCAUUAUUACAGGGUCAGGAAUUUGAGCAUGAACUUAGACACCGCGCUAUCAGAGAGCAUUGUAGGCAGACAGGACAACCAAAAUGCCGCCGCCUUGUCAGCCGAGGAGGGCAUUGCAAAGCUCCUAAGCCGAACCAACUACUCGAUUUCUCGAGAAAACGGCCAACGACGAUACGGUCCCCCGCCGAACUGGAAGGGUGACACCCCGCCUCGUGGGUGCGAGGUCUUCGUUGGGAAAAUUCCCCGAGACUGCUUCGAGGACGAGCUCAUUCCGAUAUUCGAGAAAAUUGGCCCAAUUUUUAUGUUCCGACUGAUGAUGGAGUUUAAUGGCCACAACCGAGGCUAUGGGUUUUGUGUGUUCACAAAUCGUGAAGAUGCAAAGCGCGCCGUUGAGGAGCUGAAUAAUUAUGAAAUCAGAAAGGGCAAAACCAUUGGCGUCUGUUUGAGUGUCGAUAACUGCCGCCUCUUUGUUGGAGGAAUCCCCAAAAACAAGACUAAAGAGGAGAUUUUCGUUGAAAUGCAAAAGGUUACGGAGGGGGUGAAGGAUGUUAUUUGCUAUCCCAGUGUGGCUGACAAAACCAAGAAUCGAGGCUUCGCUUUUGUUGAAUACGAAAGCCACAAGGCAGCGGCGAUGGCUAGACGCAAACUCAUUCCUGGAAGGAUUCAGCCGUGGGGGCAGCAAAUUGCCGUUGACUGGGCCGAGCCUGAACGCGAGGUUAACGAGGAGAUCAUGUCGAAGGUCAAGAUUUUAUACGUGCGCAACCUGAUGCUAAGCACAACGGAGGAUCAACUGCGUGCUCAGUUUCUGGAAGUUGCUGGUGCUGGGGAUCAAGCCAUCGAGCGGGUAAAAAAGAUAAGCGACUAUGCCUUCAUCCACUUCAAAGACAGGGAAGUGGCCCAGAUCUGUCUUGACAAAUUGAAUGGCACAAUAAUCGAUGGCUCCAUAGUUGAGGUUACCUGGGCCAAGCCCGCUGACAAGGGUGAGCCAGCCCGUUCUCAGGCUGCCCGGUCAGGGAAACAGCUGAUGGACUGGAACAUCAAUGCAGACUUCACUAACGCCACCAACUACUUCCUGGAUCCAGCUACCGCUCUUCUUACCGGCUAUAAUCCACUCAUGUUACCUGGUUCUGGAUGCACCAGAAACAGUUCUUCCAGAAUUGGACGUCGAAACGCCGCAGGAGGCAGAAGUGCUGCUGCUCAGCGUGAACGGAAGCAUCCAGUGGAGAUCAUGGAGGACUUCUGCCAGCGAAAUGGUCUUGAAUCACCCGUGUACACAGCUCUGCCAGUAGACAUUGUAGACUAUUCCAGUGGUGGAAAGAUCCAACUUUUUAUCGGCCAGGUGAGUGAACUGUUCCUUCCAAGGGAGAUUGAGGAUGCUCUUAAAAUCUGUGGAUUAAAACACGACCAACAGGUGAAAUUGUCUCCAAGUGAACGCUUGUUUAUGUUUGCUCUCAAAAUCAAUCGUCAACCACAACUUCAGGUCAUUAUACCGAGUCUACGCCUGCAUUACUUAACGCCGAGGUACUACGGCACAGCCGAGGAAGCCAAAGUCGGCGCAGCAGAAACCGCGGUCUACAAUCUACACUACAAUCAGCUCCAGAUGGCCAUGACGGAAUACCCAUGUACUAGCGGAUUAGGGAGUGAUGAAGAGUAUUCAGGAGUCGAGAGUACUUUGAGAACGGGUCAGUCCACUCCUCUGGCGCCGAGGUCACGUAGAGGGAGGCGACGCAAAGACGAAGACUUCAAUGGAGCCAGGCACCAUCACUCGCUUAGUCCAUUAGGAAAGGCGUCGAAUAGGAACGAUUUCCAAUCGCAAACGAAACACUUUAAGGAUAGAACUAUGAGUUACAAGCAGGUGCAACAGGGUGAUGGCAUGGACGAAGAUCGAGAGCCGUAUUACCAACAACAGCCGCCGCCAUGGGAUCCACAACAGUACGUCUGUGGUGGACAUGAAAUUCUUGACUGUGGCCCGGCGCUCCCGAGACAGAUGACGCCGAAUCCACCAAUGGCUCCAGAUGAAGACUUCGAGGGACUUCCCCUGUGGUGCCACCCAGAGAUGUGCGGUCUCCAAGCCUGUCCACCACCAGUUCAUAUUAUGCCGACUCCGAUCGCUACCGGUCUUCCCUAUGUCUCAGCACUCAGACCCCUUUCAGCAGUUUGCGGAUGCUGCAACCUUUCUGACGAUGUGGUGACGCUGUCGCCUCCAUUCCUAAAUUCACCUCCAACUGGUGGUUGCAAGACUCCACCUUUGAAUGGGGGACUGCCACCAUCAAGUGGAGCCAGUGGACUUACUCAGAGCGCUUCUCCUGCACCAAUUCUCCCAAUGGUCUUUCCACAGGGCAUGCCCAAUCGAAAUCUGCCCUUCUCACCUCUCUCGUGCCAGUCAGGACUAUACCCCUCAUCCACUGGUCCGCUGACGCCAAUGCUACCUCUCUCAACGUACGACAGUGGCCUUUCCUUACAGAUGCAAAAUCAACUUCUCGAGUACCAGUCCCAGUUGAUGUCAAAUCCACUGCUUCCAUGCGGUGGACUGAUUCCAGCUGGAACCCUGGUUGUCGAUCCUGCCACCAUGAAUGUCCCUACCAGUAACUACGGAGGUGUUCAGCCCUGCACAACGAGCGGUGAGGAGGUAUUGGAUGAGUUCAAACAGAAACCGUCGGUUAGUCAGACCAACGCAUCUGGCGCCAAUUCCACGGUUAACUUUCUCCCAUCACUGAUACCUAACUUGUCAACACCCCCCUCAGCUGUUCCUACCACUGGAACGCUGAAUUUUCGAUUGCCAGUUUCACCGACUACCGCCUCCAUACUCAACACACCGCCUGGUCUAGGCAACCUCGCAACGACGACUACCGUGGCUGCGCCACUUGCGGCGACAUCUUUGCUAAAUUCAUUGAGCACUGCUGCCUCGUCCUAA
Mesocestoides corti is the source of this 2994-nucleotide messenger RNA. The record is from the annotation of a GenBank genome assembly. Lineage: Eukaryota; Metazoa; Platyhelminthes; Cestoda; Cyclophyllidea; Mesocestoididae.